AUGCUUGGUGAUCUGGAAGAAUCAGAUUCGUCCGAUAGCGCUUCCGAGACGCAGAAUCAUAUCCUGCCGACACCUUUUUCCCAGAAUCAUAGCAACCACAACAACAACAGAGUUCACCAGUUAUCAUCCUCUUCUUUAUCCAGUGAAAUAAUUGACGAGGAUCUUUUGUACAAACGCAUUUGGAAAUACCAGAUUGAAAAGCUGGUGGGCAGCGGUGCAUUUUCCAAGUUUCUCGAUCAUCCCAAUAUUGUCAAACUUGAAGCGACCAUGGAAACACAGCACUAUCUGUGUAUCGUUCUUCAAUACGUAGAGGACGGAGAACUAUUUGAUUACAUUCAAGCCAUGCAUCAGAAACUCGCUCAAAAAGAUCAAAAGGUCGAUGAAGCGCUCAUCAAAAAUCUGUUUCUUCAACUUGUCCACGUGGUGGGUUGGAUGCAUGAACACAAUCUCAUCCAUCGCGAUCUCAAGCUCGAAAAUAUUCUGAUACAAAUGGUAGACGGUCAUCCUCAUCUCAUGGUGGCCGAUUUUGGGCUUGCAAGAGUGGUAGAACCAGGCGGUCCAAAACUGACCACACGGUGCGGCAGCGAUGAAUACGCGGCCCCGGAAAUUGUCCAAAGCUUGCCGUACGACGGUCGUGAGACCGAUACAUGGGCAUUGGGCGUCAUUUUAUACGCCAUGUUGGUCGGCUAUCUUCCUUUUAUGUACCAGAAUGAACGCGGAGGAAAACUAUCCCAUCUCUUUCACCGCAUCAUUCGAGCCGAAGUCAAAUGGCCCGUGGUUGCCGAUCCUACCAAGGAUAUCAGCCCACAAGCCAAAGACGUCGUCCAUCGUAUCCUCGUCCGACGUCCUGAAAAGCGUAUUCGGCUGCAGGACAUUGACCAAUUGCCUUGGUUCACCGACCCAGCCCAAUGA
Molecule: messenger RNA, 912 nt
Organism: Radiomyces spectabilis
Lineage: Eukaryota; Fungi; Mucoromycota; Mucoromycetes; Mucorales; Radiomycetaceae
Product: kinase-like domain-containing protein
Exons: 3
Coding region: 1-912 (303 amino acids)
Biological process (GO): intracellular signal transduction; protein phosphorylation
Cellular component (GO): cytoplasm
Molecular function (GO): ATP binding; protein serine/threonine kinase activity
Source: RefSeq, a predicted model, not a curated record